AUGUCCUGCUACGAGCGAUGCCCCACCACGUCCUGCGGCCCCACCCCGCUGGCCAACAGCUGCAACGAGCCCUGUGUUCGGCAGUGCCAGGACUCCACCGUGGUCAUCCAGCCCUCGCCCGUGGUGGUCACCCUGCCUGGGCCCAUCCUCAGCUCCUUCCCCCAGAACACCACCGUGGGAUCCUCGGCGUCCGCGGCCGUCGGGAGUGCUCUGAGUGCCGGGGGAGUCCCCAUCAACUCGGGGAGCAGCUCCUUGGGUUUUGGGGGCUUUGGGGGUUUUGGCUACCCCGGGCUGGGCAGUGGCUACAGCCGGCCCUACCGGCGCUACAACGCCUCCCGCAGCGGCUUCUAUGGGCCCUGCUAA
Messenger RNA from Camarhynchus parvulus, 363 nucleotides. RefSeq names its product feather keratin 4-like. Gene Ontology annotation, cellular component: intermediate filament. The coding region runs from base 1 to 363 and encodes 120 amino acids. The transcript has a single exon. Lineage: Eukaryota; Metazoa; Chordata; Aves; Passeriformes; Thraupidae. Gene Ontology annotation, molecular function: structural constituent of cytoskeleton. The record is from RefSeq and is a predicted model, not a curated record.